AUGCAGGACGCCGCUGGUUCUUAUGUCCUGCUUUGCACCCGUGACGAGCAUGUCUCGACACGCUCUAUCUCGCGCGUGCUGGGGUUCUCCCUGUCAAUCAUUGGCGUGCUAUGUCUGAUCUCGCUGGUCUGCAUACCAGCCCAUCCCGGGAAUCAUGACACGCUCACAAUGAUCGGGGUUACCGGAGCAUUCCUGUGCUUCUUCGGACCCAUCAUGUCCAUCGACUCGAUGGUCUACGAGAAAGCGAUUAGCCCAGGGCUGAUUCGCUUGAAGAGUGUGAUACACGUCGCCAGCCUGCCAAUAGCACCAGUCCGUUGGUUUGACGUCGACGCCUUGGAAUCACGCCUGGUGUUGAAAGAGCACAUCUACUACCGCGAUGCCGGCCUUAACGGGUGCGGCGAGCGGGCCGUCCUAAUCUCGAUCUUUGUGCUAAGAGGGCGACACGAUUUUCUGCUGUGUCGUCAUCUAGGCAUUGACGGCCCCGAGACUCGGAGGCGUGCCAACGCUCACGCGGAUGAGUUGGCAGAGCAUCUCGGCGUCAAGGUCCACCACGACCGCCGUCUGCGACUCGUUCUGCGACCAGCGGAUCGGCGCGACCUCUUCCAGAGGCGUCUCACGCAACUGGGCGAUCAACGCGUCGAGCGGCAACGAGAGCCGGCCGAUCUUCGCCGAGAGGAUGUCGAGCAACAGCUCCCCCUCGUCGGUGAUCGUCGGCCGCACCGUCAGCGAGACGAUCCCCUCGAUGCGGCUGAGCUUGCUGCGGGCGGCGAUCGUCGCCUCGCCCUCCUUGAGCAUCACCCGCGGCGCCAACAGGCCCGACUUGAGGAAGCCCGGAAAGUCACGCCGCAGGCGGAUCAUCAGCCAGCCGUUGAUCUGCCGUUCGGUGAGUCGGCUGCUCCACUCGGGGAGCGUCUGCGUGUCGCUGUAGAGGGCCGAGAGCUGGCUCUCCAGGGCCUGGCGUUCUUCCUCGGCCUCCGCCGGAUCCGCCUGGACGAUCGCCUCGUACUCCGGCACGGGCGCGGUCGCCGCCCAGUAAAGCGAGGCCGCCGUCCCCGCCGCGACGCACGCCAGGACGCCGAGCGCCCCGAGGAUGAUCAACGCCAGCCGGCGAAACCCGCUGACGGCCUGCCGGGCGCGGGCUUCGGCCUCGUCGAGGUCGUCGACGGCCUCGGCGGGGGUUUCGUCGGCGGUUGGCUGCGAGGAGUCCAUCGGCGGGCCGAAUCGUAG
Cladocopium goreaui is the source of this 1227-nucleotide messenger RNA. Lineage: Eukaryota; Dinophyceae; Suessiales; Symbiodiniaceae. The record is from the annotation of a GenBank genome assembly.